AUUUCAUGGAUCAAGACUUGUAUAUAUAUCCAGGUAUUACUAAAAAUCUAACCAAAACUAUGUGUGGAAAACUGAAGAGAUUCAUAAGUAAUGUAAUAUAAUUAUUAUAGAAAAACAAUUUAAAGAUCAAUCCUUUUUAUAAGACGAUCCAAAAGUCAAGGAAUUUUUAGAUACUUCCUAAUAUGAUUAUAAAGUGCUCAAUUUAACCUCGUUGAAGCAAAGUACAAUUGGAAAAGAAAUUGUUAACUUUUUUUUUGGCAAUCUCAUUUGGUGUUAGGAUAUUAAUGAACUCAAUAAAUUAGACAUCAACUAUUAUUUUCAAUUCAAUCAUGUUUGGUAUGAUUAAACAGAAGAGGACUCAAAAGAAAAGAAAGAUAAAUAAGACUUCUUAGAGAAAUAGGAGAAGCAAGAGAAAUAAGAAAAAUUAGAAUGGCUCGAAAAACUAGAGAAUGCUUCUGAUCAAGAUGCUAAAAUAAAGAAAGUUAAAAUUGACUGA
Messenger RNA from Paramecium octaurelia, 496 nucleotides. The record is from the annotation of a GenBank genome assembly. Lineage: Eukaryota; Ciliophora; Oligohymenophorea; Peniculida; Parameciidae.